AUGAGGUACGUCAGCACGCGCGGCUUCAAGUACGCGAGCCUCGAGGAUGUCAUCCUGAACGGUUUCGCCCCCGACGGCGGGCUGUACGUCCCCGAGCGCAUCCCCGUCGUGGAACCCGACACGUUGCGAUCGUGGUCCGGACUGACCUUCCCGCAGCUAGCGUUCGAGGUGCUCUCGCUGUUCAUCGAGCCGUCGGACGUCGACCCGAGCGACCUGAGGCGGCUGCUGGACGAGUCGUUCGCCGCGUUCGACCACCCGGACGUCGCGCCGCUGGCAAAGACGCCGGAUAUGCUCGUCCUCGAGCUGUUUCACGGCCCCACGAUGUCGUUCAAGGAUGUCGCCAUGGGGUUCCUCAUCUCCCUCACCGACCACUUCCUGCGCCGGCGGAACGAGCGACGCAACGUGCUCGUGGCGACGACGGGAGACACCGGCCCGGCCGCCGCGCACGCCGCCAUCGGCCGCGAUCGCGUUCACGCGUGGGUCCUAUACCCGACCGGCGGGUUCAUCUCGGACACCCAGGAGCGGCAGAUGACCACCAUCGACGAGCCCAACGUGCACGCCGUCGGCGUCGGCGGAUGCGCCGACGGCGGCGACGACCUCGACGCCAUCGUCGCCAAACUCUUCGCGGACGAGUCCCUGCGUGAGGAGUGCGGCCUCGGGAGCGUCAACAGCGUCAACUGGGGCCGAGUCGCGUGCCAGACGGUGCACUACUUCUGGGCCUAUCUCGCCGCGGUCGGACCCGACGGGCUCGCCGCGGGGGAGCGCGUCGCGUUCGCGGUGCCGUGCGGGGCGUUCGGUAACCUCUUCGCCGGGUACGUGGCCAGACGCGCGGGGCUGCCGAUCGCGCGACUCAUCGCCGCGACAAACUCCAACGGCGCGGUGCACGACGUCUUUGCCACCGGCGUCUGGCGCCGACGACCGCUGAUCAACACCGUCUCCUCAGCGAUCGACAUCGUCGUCCCGUACAACUUCUGGAGGACGAUGUACUUCGCGCUCGGCGAGGACGCCGCCGCGCUGAGGGCCACGCAGGACACGUACGCGUCGACAGGGGAGGCUCGGAUACCGAACGCCGCGUUGGAACAUUUGCGUGAGAUUUUUUGGUCCGCCUCGGUGGACGACGACGCGACGCUGGCAACGAUCGGGACGUUCUACGGGUCGAGCGCGCGUCCGCCCGAUGCGGGUCGUUACCUCGUGUGCCCGCACACGUCGGUGGCGGCGGUGGCGGCGGCGCGGGCGCGGGCGCACGAUCCCGAGGUGGGAGGUCGUAAGGUUAUCGUCCUGGCCACAGCGUCGCCUUGUAAAUUCCCGGAGGUUAUCCGGAGGGCCCUG
Messenger RNA from Micromonas commoda, 1329 nucleotides. RefSeq lists its product with no specific name. Gene Ontology annotation, biological process: 2-oxobutyrate biosynthetic process; dephosphorylation. The record is from RefSeq and is a predicted model, not a curated record. The transcript has a single exon. Lineage: Eukaryota; Viridiplantae; Chlorophyta; Mamiellophyceae; Mamiellales; Mamiellaceae. The annotation marks the transcript as partial. Gene Ontology annotation, molecular function: pyridoxal phosphate binding.